CCCUCGACCCCACCCACACAAGCUCAGACAAAAUAAAGCGCCCUACCAUGAGCAAUUUCUUUCCAGUCACUCCCCACCUUUCAGCGAGCCCACUCGAGUUAAAAAAGCCCCGCAGCUCCGGCUGGGAGCUCAGAGCGUUGAUCGACCAGAGGACGAUGGAUGCCGAGGGAGGUCGCGCGGUCCGACGGAGCAGCAGAGUGGGGAGGCUGGCGAUCGUGGUGGCCGUGCAGAACCUGCUGGUGGUCACCUGCCUGCUGGUCACCGUUUACCUUUACCUUUACCUGGAGUCUCUGGAUGUGCAGCAGCAGCCAGAAGACAUCGUGUACAUACAGUUUGCAGCGCACACAGGCAUAAAAUCAGACACACAUCUGGAGUUGAUGACGUCCAGCGGAAACAAGUUGCAGAACAACAACGGCAACGUCACCAUCAGGUGCACGGGCCCCUACUUGUGGCACAUGCAGGGCUGCUACGAGAACAUGGGCAAGACCACGAACGUCAGCGGGAACCUGACGCUGCUGGUGAAACAGACUCUCCCAGUCAGCUCCAUCGCCAUGGACGCAGCACAAGAUGUGGUCUGCAGGGGGCUCUACAGUAUCGUCUACCUGGUGGCGGAAGAUGUAGCCAGAUUCCGCUUUUCCUCACAAAAGGGGUUUCGGAUGGUUAACGUGAGUAUGGGCCUGAGCUACCUGCUUGGGAAUAAAUGUGAAUACUGACUCCAUCCAAAGAAUAAAUAAAAAUAAAAUAAUUUAAAAAUAAAUAAAUAAUAAUGAUAAUGCUGAAGAGAAGAAGACGGGAUCUGGAUGGAUUAAGAGAAGCGGGACACACGGAGCCAGUGAGGGGGAUUGAUUCCUGCUAAGAGACUGUCUGGUUUUAUUUCCUCUGCCGGAGUCGCUGAGCCUCAUGGUUUGACUGUCGGCAGGAAAUCUCCGUGUCCAAACAAGAGAAAAUCAAUGCAUCUCAGCUGAAGACAUUUAGUCUUAAUUUGUAAUUUAAAAAAGCCUCAAAACAAAACAAAACAAAAAGCUAUUUUUACCUCCUUAACAAAGUGCCUUGUUCUGUAUUUUUAACGUUUUCUUUCUUUGUUCAUUUAUAUUUAAGGCUGGGAAAACAAGCCAUGAAGCUAAUUCUUAAUUUAUCAGCCAUUUUUUUAAUGUUAUUUUUAUUAUUACUAUCAUAGUAAUAAUUAUUAUUUAAUACUCGGACAAAGCAAGGAAUGUCACAGUGUCUUGGUGCUGCGGUGACAGUUUAAUGUCACAACGGCUUUGCGUGACCAACAUGUUGCUCAGCUGGUUCUUCUGCAAGCUAAGAGAAACCAUUUCCAAAAGCUGGUAGUGAUGGUGCGUUUUGGUGUUAUUCCUUUGGUGACUUGAAUGCCAAAUAAUAACUGACUCUCCGUAGUUUUUGCAUAACAUGAAACAGCAGAGCUACCUGACUGUGCAGCUGGGAAACCACGCGGACACUCAUCAGCUCUGCACUGCUGAGGUGCUCCCCGGGUUGUACUUGAUCUUGACUGCUGGAUUGUACCAAAUGAAUGUAUUUUGCUGUCGGUGCACUGAAGCUCCGCUCUGACCCUGUAAGCUUUGCGUGUGGCUCCGGUCCGGCCGGAUCGCUCCACAGUUUUACCUCCAGUAAAGCCGCCGAAACGUCAAACGUUCACGACGGCGACGCCAGGUGGCCCACACCUGACCUGACUCAUCUGCUGCCGGUGUGUCUGUGGGGUGGAAACUAACCUCAGACUCGUAUGAAGUUACAACCGGACUGGCGCACACAAGCCAAAGGGAAAAGGACAGACGGGAGAUGAAUGAAUCUUUUUUUAUUUUUAUUAUUAUUAUUAUUAUUACUGUUGGUCCUUCACUCAUGGUGCACACAUUUGUUUCUUAAGCACUGAAUUAUGGUGUGUUUGUAUGUUUUCUUUAUUAUUAUUAUUAUUAUUAUGAAUGAGGUUGCAGCUCAUCAAUUGAUUGUAUCUUUAUUGUAAAAUGUGAAGCACAUAAGAGGUUUACUGUUGUAUUCAUUCGCUGUUGUGCAAAAACGGGGGAAAAUAAAGCCGAGCUUUAGUUGAAACUA
Molecule: messenger RNA, 2067 nt
Organism: Gambusia affinis (western mosquitofish)
Lineage: Eukaryota; Metazoa; Chordata; Actinopteri; Cyprinodontiformes; Poeciliidae
Exons: 3
Coding region: 48-713 (221 amino acids)
Source: RefSeq, a predicted model, not a curated record